Molecule: messenger RNA, 4116 nt
Organism: Salvelinus sp. IW2-2015
Lineage: Eukaryota; Metazoa; Chordata; Actinopteri; Salmoniformes; Salmonidae
Gene: stard8
Product: StAR related lipid transfer domain containing 8
Biological process (GO): signal transduction; actin cytoskeleton organization; regulation of Rho protein signal transduction
Molecular function (GO): GTPase activator activity; lipid binding
Source: RefSeq, a predicted model, not a curated record
AGAGGAACCAGAUGGUUUUCAGCAUGAAUGGGGUCAUGAAGGGCAGGUUCUGUUAGGCUGGUACAGUUGUUCGCAUAUAGAAAAGUAGCGAUAACUGGAAUCCCUGGCUUCAGUUCCCUUGCUUGGUUUCUUUUGCCUGCUUGAAACUAUUCUUCUUGGAUUUUUGUAACUAACUCUCAAUCACUUAUGGAAUCUGUAAAGUUUUGACCUCCACCACCAGGCUACUGUUGAGUGUUUUGGGCUUCAAUUCCCUUUUUAUUUGUUAAUGAGUGGUCGGACUAAGUUUCAGCAACUGCUCGGGAAAAAUGAACUGGAGGCUAAAGAAGCUUGUAAUUGGCUGCGGGCUGCUGGAUUUCCGCAAUAUGCCCAGCUCUACGAAGCAGGACAGUUUCCUUUAGACAUCUCCUCUGUGAAAAAAGACCAUGGGUUUCUGGACCAGGAUUCACUGAAGUCACUAUGCAGGAGGCUGUCAACCUUGAACAAGUGUGCCUCCAUGAGACUAGAGGUCCAUUUUCAGUGCAAACAGAGUGAAGACUCUGAGGAGGAUGACCUGUGUGCCAUCAGUGACCGCUGGGCAUUCCAGCGAGAGAGUAAGACAUGGUCCCGUCUGCGUACCCUCUCCCCACACAUCUCCCCUAGCAUGGAGGUCCACUCCUCCACCACCCUGCACCCAUUGAGGGCCUCUGCCAGUAGUGAGAGCAUCCUGAGUGACUUCAGCAACCUGGAGGUCACCUCCACCCACAGCAGUAGCAGCCUGAGUGUGAAGAGUGACAGAGGUACCACGUCCAGCAACCCCUACAGUCAGGUCACCAGCACGGCAGAGCCCUACACCCUUACCUCCCACCAUGACUCCCAUGGUUCCCACUCUCCCAAUGGAUCCGCCUGUGAGGACCAGCCUGUGUCUCCCAAAGACCUACUUACUGUUCCUGUCAGCAGAGAGAAGACCAAGAGGUGUUCCAAUACCUUCCUGAAGAGAAUGGAGUCGUUCAAGAGAAAGGAUAAAGAGAGGGAAGUGACAGAUGGCCAAGUUGUGACCUCUCCGCUGCAGUUCCCUCUAACCCCUGGCAGUUUGCAUUGCACUUCCAAUGAAAGUCUACCUGGUUUAAAAAACAACACUACAGAAAAGAGCAGUGUAAAUUACAGCAGAAAAGCCCAUACUAUCUGUCGUACAGGCCGUAGGUCCCCAGUUAUGGACAGAGCUAAUGCGAAGAGCAGUUGGCUCUAUCUAGAGGACUAUGACAUGGCAGGGUGGAAGGGGGCUAAACAGGUUAUUCAGAAGAGUGGCUAUAAAAAUGGACUGGAUUGUCUGGUUCAUCUGCCAAUGGACCACAAGCCAGGCACGUUCCCCAAGUCCCUAUCCAUCGAGAGCCUGUGCACUACUUCCACCUCUCAUGAGCUGCGUGAAUGGCAGAUGGAGGACGUAAACCUCUCCCUGGGCAGCAGUCACGAGUCCCAGGAAUUCAACAUGUUUCCUAUAAGAAGAAACUCGUGUUCCUCAGUGGGGAGCAUCUAUGACAAUGUAAAUGAGGCUAGUGGCAGUUCAGACGAGUUGAGAGAAAAGGUCUUUGAGCACCUGGAUGAUAUCCUUCAACAUGUCCAUGGCCUUCAGCAGAAUAUAGACCAGUGGUCCAAGAAGGUGUGUCAGGAGCUCAGUGACAAGCAUGAGGAAGAGGAGGACACUGACGAGACCAGAGAAACAACAUUCUCCUCCAGCCUCCAUUUUGAGGAGCAGUCUAUGUCAGAUGUAGGCACGAUGGCCAGUGACUACGACAGCACAGGAAACUCUUUGAAUGAGGUGGAGGAUGUUGAGACAAGAGAACGAAGGGACUCAGGAGUGGGUGCUUCCUUAACCAGGCCAAGCAGGAAGCUACGGUGGCAUAGUUUCCAGAACUCCCACAGGCCAAGCCUGACUUCAGCCUCCCAGGAAAUGAACCGCCAGUCAGCCGCUCAGCUCAACCUUCUGCAAAAGUUCUCUCUGCUCCGGCUCACUGCUAUAAUGGAGAAAUACUGCGAACCCAACAAACAUGGCUGGAGCUGGUCUAUUCCUAAGUUUAUGAAGAGGAGUAAGGUCCCUGACUACAGGGACAAACAGGUUUUUGGUGUUCCACCAAUCAUCAAUGUCCAAAGGAGUGGACAACCCCUACCCCAGAGCAUCCAGCAGGCCAUGCGCUACCUCCGCAGCCAAUGUCUGGAAAAGGUUGGCAUUUUCCGUAAGUCUGGGGUGAAGUCUCGGAUCCAGACUCUGCGGCAGCUGAAUGAAAAUUCCCCAGACCACGUGAGGUACCAGGGCCAAUCAGCCUACGAUGUGGCCGACCUGCUGAAACAGUACUUCAGAGACCUGCCUGAGCCUGUCCUCACCACCAAGCUCACUGAAACCUUCCUGCAGAUCUACCAAUGUGUCCCGAAGGACAUGCGACUUCAGGCGGCCCAGGCUGCAGUCAUCCUUCUGCCUGACGAGAACCGGGAGGUACUGCAGACCCUGCUCUACUUCCUCAGUGACAUCGCCUCUGCUGAGGAGAACCAGAUGACAGCUGGUAACCUGGCCGUGUGCCUGGCCCCCUCCAUCCUACACCUCAACAUCUCCAAGAAAGAGGGCACCUCCCCCAGAUUAAUCCACCGAAGGGGGGCAGGGGGAAAACCGGACCACAAGGACCUGAGUGAGAACAUGGCUGCCACUCAAGGACUCAGCCACAUGAUUGUGGAGUGCAAGAAAUUAUUCCAGAUCCCUCAUGAGAUGAUGCUGCAGUCGCGGAACUCCUAUGUCGCAGCAGAUGCCCAGCCACUCCCUCUCCACGGCUUGGGCCUGAACAUGAAGGGCGAGCCUGUGGAUUACAGAGCCUACCUGGAGGAUAAUAUCCAGGCUCUACUGCGGGAGUCCACAGAGAAGAGCAAAGGAUGGCACAGCGCCCUGGGCCCAGAAAACACAGAGCUGACAUACAAGAAGGUAGGGGACGGCCAUCCCAUCCGUCUUUGGAAGGUGACCACCGAGAUCGAGGCCCCGCCCCAGACAGUGUUGCACAGAGUUCUGCGUGAGCGCCACCUGUGGGAUGACGACCUGCUCCACAGCCAUGUAAUCGAGGCUCUAGAGAACAACACAGAGGUGUAUCACUAUGUGACAGACAGCAUGGCACCUCAUCCCCGCAGGGACUUCGUAGUGCUGAGGCGGUGGUGUAGUGACCUUCCUCAGGGCCUGUGUCUGCUAGUGUCCUCCUCUGUGGACCAUGACAAUGUGCACCUGGAGGCAGGGCUACGGGCAGUGCUGCUCACCUCACGGGUCCUGAUUGAGCCCUCAGGGAUGGGCCGGUCCAGGCUGACGCAUUACUGCAGAGCAGACCUCAGGGGACGAUCACCUGAGUGGUACAACAAAGUGUUUGGCCAUCUCUGUGCGGUGGAGGUUGCUAGGAUACGGGGCUCCUUCCCUGUGCUGACAGUGAAAGGAACCGAGACAAAGCUUUGAACUUUGAGAAGGACCGCCGGUCCACUUGAGACACGUGCUGCCUACAGCACACAAUGACUCAAAUGAAAGGUGCCUAUCUGUAGCAUUAUAUUACAUCUGCCUGAUAAACACUCCAGUGUCAUUAACAGGGGACUGUCAGGAUGUGGACUCUCACUCAGAUUGCACUGAUGCCCCAUGAGGAGCCACUGAGGAAAUGUCAGCAAUAUUUACAAAUCUAAACCAGCCUAUGCAUUAACUGACCCUAAACCAUUAAAACGUACCUUGAAAAAAAUAAAAUAGACAGUUUCUUUAUGCAAAAGCCAUUAUUUUGAAAUAUUUAUGAGUCCCACCGCGACAUCCAUGCGAUUUGGACUUUUUAUCCAUUUAACAUCAUGUGUUUGAGCUACAGAUCUCUGGGUUGUACUAUUUGAUUCAUCUAUUUCUUCUGCGUCUGUGUGAUUAACGGGGCUGAGCUAGAGCGGAGUCUGUGAGACUGGUGGAUCCCGAAAGGGCCCGGGGCCAGAUCUUUUUACAAAGUAAGAGAGAGUCCGAAUGGUUUGAGCUACACUAUUAAAAGCUAUCUAUGAAAAGCUGGGAUUCUCACAAAUACACACAUGUAACAUGUUUUGCUUUAUGACACACAAGCUACACAACAGGUGUUAGAAGGUAAGGGGUUCUUC